AUGUCAGUUAAAGAUCGUGUCGCUAUCAUCACCGGAUCGGGUGGCGGACUUGGACGCGAAUACGCCCUUCUCCUUGCGUCUCAGGGCGCCAAAGUUGUGAUUAACGACUACGGUGGCACACUCGAAGGCCAAGCCGGCACUGCAACUCGGGCGCAGGCUGUUGCGGAUGAAAUCAAGCAAGCCGGUGGCAUAGCUAUCGCAGACGGCCACGAUGUCUCUGUCAAGGCUGAUACCUUAAAGAUAGUCGAACGCACCAUGGCCGAGUUUGGUCGCAUUGAUAUCCUCAUCAACAAUGCCGGCAUAUCCGGCAAGCCAAGUUCGCAUGCCGACCUUGAUGGAGCCGCUUUCAUGCGUGUCCUGGAAAUCGGUGUCCUCGGUUCCCAACUCAUGACGAGUGCAGUGUGGAACAUUAUGGAAAAACAGAAUUACGGUCGAAUUGUGAAUAUAUCCUCUGAUGCGAUUAUCGGCUUCGGAGCAGGCGGGGACUGCGCCUACGCAGCAUCCAAGGGUGCUACAUUUGCUCUUACCCGUGACCUCGGCCGGUUCUCCCCUUCCUCUGGCAUCAAAAUCAACGCCAUUCUGCCUUCUGGCCAUUCACGCAUGACUGAUCUGUCAGAUGGCUCUAAAUUCAUUACCGAAACCUACUUUGCCGCCAAAAAGGUUGCCCCGAUGAUGGUAGCACUCUGCUCGGAUGAAUGUCCUGUCUCUGGGGAAUGCUUUGCCACAGGUGCCGACCGAGCCGCACGAAUGACUCUAGCAACCUUCCCCGGCCAUACAAAUGAAACCACUCCACAAGGGUUCCUGGAAAAUUGGCCCGCGGUAUUCGGAGACGUUAAAGACGCGUAUAUUCCCACAGAUACCUUGGACCAUGUUCGUUAUGGUGUCAAGCAUGCCUCUGGAUUGGAUGUUCCUGAUAUUGAAGGAUUUGGCAUUGUGCCGGAUGCGAAAUAG
Molecule: messenger RNA, 951 nt
Organism: Penicillium pulvis
Lineage: Eukaryota; Fungi; Ascomycota; Eurotiomycetes; Eurotiales; Aspergillaceae
Exons: 1
Coding region: 1-951 (316 amino acids)
Molecular function (GO): oxidoreductase activity
Source: RefSeq, a predicted model, not a curated record